AUGGCCUCCGCUCUCUUCUUCCUCGACCUGAAGGGCAAGACCCUCUUGGCCCGGAACUAUCGAGGGGACAUUCCCAUGUCAGCAGUUGAGAAGUUCCCAAUACUAUUGAGCGAAGCAGAAGAAGAAAGCUCCGCCGUCCCACCAUGUUUCUCUGACGAGGGGAUCAAUUACCUCUACAUCAGACAUAACAACCUUUAUCUCCUCACAUUAACGAAGCGCAACACAAAUGCCGCUGAAAUCCUCCUCUUCCUCCACAAGAUCGUCGAAGUCUUUACCGAGUAUUUCAAAGAACUCGAAGAAGAAUCGAUACGCGACAACUUCGUCGUCAUUUACGAACUCCUGGAUGAGAUGAUGGACUUUGGGUACCCCCAAACGACAGAAUCAAAGAUUCUACAAGAAUACAUCACCCAAGAAUCACACAAGCUGGAAAUCCAAGCACGGCCUCCUAUAGCAGUGACGAAUGCCGUGUCAUGGCGGUCAGAAGGUAUUAGAUACCGAAAGAACGAAGUCUUCCUCGAUGUUGUGGAAUCACUCAACCUCCUCGUCUCAUCCACCGGCAAUGUUCUGCGCUCUGAAAUUCUAGGCGCCGUAAAAAUGAAGUGUUACUUAUCAGGAAUGCCCGAAUUACGUCUGGGUCUGAAUGACAAAGUUAUGUUUGAGACGACAGGUCGGGCAACAAGAGGGAAGGCUAUUGAAAUGGAAGAUGUGAAAUUCCACCAAUGUGUGCGUCUCUCACGAUUCGAGAACGACCGUACCAUCUCUUUCAUCCCUCCAGAUGGAGAAUUCGAACUGAUGUCGUAUCGCCUAAAUACCCAAGUCAAGCCUUUGAUCUGGGUAGAAUGUAUCGUAGAAUCGCAUUCAGGCAGCAGAAUCGAAUACCUGCUUAAAACGAAAUCGCAAUUCAAGCGACGGAGCACGGCCAACAAUGUCGAGAUUACGGUUCCGGUACCUGAAGAUGCGGAUUCUCCACGAUUCAGGACGAAUAUUGGGAGUGUACAUUAUGCGCCCGAGAAGAGCGCGAUUGUGUGGAAGAUUAAGCAGUUUGGUGGGAACAAGGAGUUCUUGAUGAGAGCUGAGCUGGGACUGCCCAGUGUAAAGGGUGAUGAUGAACACGGUGGUGGGAUGACUGGUGGGUUUGGAGGUAGUAUGGGUGGUGUUGGUGGAAAGGGCGCGAAGAGACCAAUUAGUGUGAAGUUUGAGAUUCCUUACUUCACUACGAGUGGGAUCCAAGUACGGUACUUGAAGAUUAUCGAGCCUAAGCUCCAAUAUCCCUCUCUCCCCUGGGUCCGCUACAUCACACAAUCCGGCGACAUCGCAGUCCGAUUACCAGACGUCAGCUGA
Lachnellula hyalina is the source of this 1341-nucleotide messenger RNA. RefSeq names its product AP-1 complex subunit mu-1 (gene apm1). The transcript has 4 exons. Gene Ontology annotation, biological process: vesicle-mediated transport; intracellular protein transport. NCBI's taxonomy places the organism in Eukaryota, Fungi, Ascomycota, Leotiomycetes, Helotiales, Lachnaceae. The coding region runs from base 1 to 1341 and encodes 446 amino acids. The record is from RefSeq and is a predicted model, not a curated record. Gene Ontology annotation, cellular component: clathrin-coated vesicle; clathrin adaptor complex. Gene Ontology annotation, molecular function: clathrin-cargo adaptor activity.